ACCAGUUUUUCUCUUCUCUAACAUACAUACAUAUAUACAUACAUCAUUAAGAACUAGUACUAAUCCGGUUUCUUCGAUAUUUCCUUCUACAUCUUGAGUUUUCAUUAUCUCAAUUUCACCUUCAAAACUUAAUAAUUACCCCCCAUAUAUAUGGAAAUAGAGCUUUCACAGGUCAACAACAUCUCUCCGGCGAACCGGUUAAAGGACGAUGCAGGUGCCGCCUUCGUUUUGGAAUCUAAAGGGCAGUGGUGGCACGCCGGAUACCAUCUCACGACGGCGAUCGUCGGACCCACGAUUCUGACGCUGCCGUACGCCUUCCGUGGCCUGGGAUGGGGAUUAGGGUUUAUGGCCUUAACGGUAAUGGGAAUAGUAACUUUCUACUCUUAUUACCUAAUGUCUCGUGUCCUAGAUUACUGCGAGAAAGACGGCCGCCGCCACAUUCGCUUCCGCGAACUCGCCGCCGACGUCUUAGGGUCAGGAUGGAUGUUCUAUUUUGUGAUUUUCAUCCAAACAGCCAUCAAUACUGGUAUAGGGAUCGGAGCCAUUCUUCUCGCCGGUGAAUGUCUACAGCUCAUGUAUUCGAACAUAUCUCCACACGGCCCACUGAAGCUGUACGAGUUCAUAGCUAUGGUGACUCUAGUUAUGAUAGUUCUUUCUCAACUUCCUUCGUUCCAUUCCCUCAGACAUAUUAACCUCGGAUCACUUUUUCUUAGCUUGGGUUACACUCUGCUCGUCGUCCUAUCCUGCAUUGGUGCUGGUUUAUCUAAACACGCCCCUGAAAAAAGUUAUUCUUUAGAGUCUUCUGAAUCAGCCAAGCUUUUUAGUGCUUUCAAUUCUAUCUCAAUAAUCGCAGCCAUAUUUGGGAACGGAAUACUCCCAGAGAUUCAAGCAACUCUUGCACCACCAACCACUGGGAAGAUGGUGAAAGGUUUGAUAAUGUGUUACUCAGUAAUCUUCGUAACGUUCUAUUCUGCAGCGAUAUCUGGAUAUUUUGUAUUUGGUAACAAAUCCAAUUCAAAUAUUCUGAAAAAUCUAUUGCCCGAUGAAGGACCGGCUCUAGCUCCUACAUGGGCUAUAGCUCUCGCGGUUAUAUUCGUGCUUCUUCAACUCUUAGCCAUCGGUCUGGUUUACUCUCAAGUUGCGUUUGAGAUAAUGGAGAAGAAAACUGCAGACGUAAAGAAGGGGAUGUUCUCGAAAAGAAACCUAGUUCCGAGGAUAAUUCUGAGGACAUUGUACAUGAUCUUCUGUGGGUUUUUUGCUGCUAUGUUGCCUUUUUUCGGAGAUAUUAACGCUGUUGUAGGGGCAAUAGGAUUCAUUCCUUUGGACUUUGUACUCCCAAUGGUUCUUUACAACAUGACCUUCAAGCCUAAGAGAUCAUCUAUUACUUACUGGAUGAACAACAUCAUAAUUGUGGUUUUCACAUGUGCGGGGCUCUUGGGCGCGUUUUCGUCUGUAAGGAAGAUAGUUCUUGAUGCUAACAAGUUCAAGCUCUUCAGCAGCGAGGUUGUUGAUUAGUUAGCUAGGCUUACAAACAUAUAUGGAUAAUGGAUACACCACCAAACAGCAGAAAUUGAUUAUAUUUAGGAAAAAAAAAAAGUGUAUAGAAAAAAGCAGAGCUCUAAUGUCUUCUCUAUAUUGAUUUGAGUUAUUUUAUUGUAUAUAUAUUUUAUUUAAUCAA
Molecule: messenger RNA, 1678 nt
Organism: Impatiens glandulifera
Lineage: Eukaryota; Viridiplantae; Streptophyta; Magnoliopsida; Ericales; Balsaminaceae
Product: probable GABA transporter 2
Exons: 7
Coding region: 151-1515 (454 amino acids)
Cellular component (GO): plasma membrane
Source: RefSeq, a predicted model, not a curated record